Molecule: messenger RNA, 968 nt
Organism: Papilio machaon (common yellow swallowtail)
Lineage: Eukaryota; Metazoa; Arthropoda; Insecta; Lepidoptera; Papilionidae
Exons: 4
Coding region: 75-827 (250 amino acids)
Source: RefSeq, a predicted model, not a curated record
UUUAUAAUUUAUUUCAUUUUCAUUAACAUUUAAUUAACUUUGCAUCAUUAAUUUACUUUCAAUUAACAAUCAAAAUGGACAUCCAAACUUUGAAAAAAUCUAGAGCAAGCUUCAAAUCAAAACUAACAGUGUUUAAAAAAUUUCUAGAUACAUUAUUGCCUAGCAAAACUAUAAAUAGUGUACAGGAACUAUCUAAACCUGUUACACUAUCAUCAAUACACAAUAUUUUAUUAUCAACAGCACAAGGUUUUAUUAUCAACAGCAAUGAUCACCAUAGAAGAUCAUGCUGGGCAAUUACACAAAUGAAGGCAAUACACCUUGAGCUCGUCACCGAUCUCACUUCGCAAGGUUUUAUUGACGCGUUAAACAGGUUUAUUGCCCGCAGAGACCUCAUUCCCUUAACACCGGCCCAUUUUCUAAUUGGACGAACAAUAACUAUGUCGCCUGCACCUCAGGUGGAAAAUCACCAAUUAUCAACUUUAAGCAAAUUCAAGAGAAUUCAACAAUUAAAAUCUCAUUUUUGGACCAGAUAUUAUAAGGAAUAUCUUUCAGAACUUCAGUCCCGCAGCAAGUGGCGCACGCGAGGAACGCAACCGCAGUCAGAAGAAAUGGUCGUCGUGAAGGAUGAUCGCCUUCCACCAAACCGAUGGCUGAUUGGAAGGAUCACAGGCGUCCACCCUGGCAGCGACGGUGUCAACCGCGUCGCUGACGUCCUCACCACAACCGGGACGCUGCGCAGAGCCUACAACCGCCUCUGCCCACUACCUGCUGCGUUGGACCAGGAUGCUCCUGACCCAAGGGGGGCAGCCUGUCUACGCCAUAUUUAAAAAGUGGCAACAUUGCCACAGAGCAGCGACAGCGCACUGUCAUCGCUGCUCUCGCGCCGACGGCCGACCGGCCGGCGGUCGUCGGCGCCAUCUUUUACUUCACUUCAAUUUCAACAUCCAACCUUACAACAAGCACGCGAU